AUGGACAGUAGUAUCUCCCUACCAAAUCCACUUAACAACCACCACCACAAAGCAACCACCGCCACAAACAACAACGACGACAACCAAGUUGGAGAUCCUGAUCUCACUAACAUGAUUGGUCGAGAUCUUAAUUUCCUGAAAGAGACCAUGACAGAGAUUCAGAAGUUUGUAGAUCAUAUGUAUGUGCAAAUCAACCAGGCUUGUGAGAAAUUUGAGGAGCUCAAAACAAGAGGAGGGAGUGAUACUAACGAACUUGACCAACUGAAAAUGUCUGUCAUGAAGUUGAAAUCCCAGAUUCCCUCCAAGCUUAAGAUCCAUUAUGAUGAUGAUUCAAAACGACAUCGGAAACCAUGGUUUGAUGGAUCCAUUAACAGCAGCAGCAGCAACUACCAAGUCAAUGAAAACAAGGCCGGCAAUUUGCACAGUUUGUACAAUCAGCCAAAGUUUGAUCCCACCACUGCACUUGAAGAUAUCCAGGUAUCUUUUCGUAGCCUCCCCCUGAAACUAAAAUCUUGUUUGGAUUUUUUCUUGAUGUUCGCAGAAAUGGCUACUAUAAAGAAAAGGUUUAUCAUUUACUGGUGGAUUGGAGAGGGACUUCUAUCCCCAAUAAGGUUAGUGGACCAAAAUACAGAAGCAGAAAUUGUGUUGGGGAAGACGGCAGAGGAUUUUGUCAACGAGUUGUUGGACGAGCUUACUGAAAAGGGCUUCAUCGAGCCUAUCUACAAAAAUUGUGGCUUGGUCAUCGAUAGCUACAGGAUGCACUCCAACACACGUUCUGCUAUAAAGCAGGUUUGGCAUAGACCAGGGUGUAUUAUGGAUUCAGAUACUCUUGUUCUUCGAUUUCCUCCCGAUUAUAAUCAUCAAUGCUUCCUCAACUUUGGUGAGGCUAUUAUUGAUAGCAGGUUUGAACGGUUUUUCAACCACAAUUAUUUCAGAAUUGUUUACUUGGGAAGGUGGCAGAACUCAGUCACACAUCACAUUGAAGUUGCAGACAUCAAAAUUCUCAAUGCACUCAAGAAUAUGAAACAAUUGAGAUUUCUUAGCCUUCGAGGAAUUUCUUUGAUUAUAGAGCUUCCUCAGUUCAUUUCACAACUAACUAAUCUUAAAAUUCUAGAUCUCAAAGCGUGUCACAAUCUUGAGGUGAUUCCAAAUUGGAUUAGCUUGCUUAAGAAUUUGACACACUUGGACAUAUCUGAGUGUUACCUUUUAGAUCACAUGCCGAACGGGCUUGGUGCACUAUCUGAACUCCAAGUCCUUAAGGGAUUUAUUAUUGGAGAUUCCCUGGACAAAAAGUCGUGUACUAUCAAUGAUUUGACAAAAUUGUCAAAGUUGCGAAAAUUGAGCAUAUCCACAAGUAUGAAAGAAUUUCCCACAUAUCUGCAACUUCAUCAUUUACAAAGAUUAAAAUUCUUACAAAAGUUGAAAAUAUCUUGGUCAGGAUGUAUUUUACGAGGUAAAUCUGAUGAUUCACCUAAGCAAGCACAACUAUUUUCCAAGCAGACAAUAUCGUUAAGAUCAUUCACUGAGAAGCAAGAUCCAGAACUUCCUCCCUCAUUGGAACUUCCUUCAUCGUUGCAAAAACUAGAGCUUGAGUGCUUUCCUAAGAAAGAUACACCCAGUUGGUUGAGGUCUGGCAAUUUGAAGAACUUGAAGAAACUUUACAUCAGAGGAGGACUAUUGUGUAAUCUGGACAAAAUAGUAGCUACCACAGUUGAAAUGUUACAAUUGAAGUACUUGAGUAACUUAGAGAUGCCUUGGAAAGAUAUUACGAUGUUAUUUCCCAAUUUGAUUUACUUGGAGAAAGUAGAAUGUCUUGGCGUCAAUUCUUUCCCAUGUGAUCAGAAUGGUGUUUGGAUGAGGAAAGACAAUGGCGUCGAUGAGAAAUGCGAUGGAAGAAGCUACUGA
Molecule: messenger RNA, 1905 nt
Organism: Camellia sinensis
Lineage: Eukaryota; Viridiplantae; Streptophyta; Magnoliopsida; Ericales; Theaceae
Product: disease resistance RPP13-like protein 4
Biological process (GO): defense response to other organism
Source: RefSeq, a predicted model, not a curated record